GUUAUUCAGCUUCUAAAAGCUGGAAAAGCCAAGGAAGUCUCCUAUAAUGCACUAGCCUCACAUAUAAUUUCAGAGGAUGGGGAUAAUCCAGAAGUUGGAGAAGCUCGGGAAGUCUUUGACUUACCUGUUGUAAAGCCUUCUUGGGUGAUUUUGUCCGUUCAGUGUGGAGCUCUUCUGCCAGUAAAUGGUUUUUCUCCAGAGUCAUGUCAGAUAUUUUUUGGAAUCACUGCCUGUCUUUCUCAGGGUGUUGAUACAAGCUGGAGCUCUUUGUUGGAGUCUUCCAGAGCUCUCCCAGGGAGAGGUAGGGAAGGGAGCUUGUCCAGCAGAAGUUGGGAAGCACAGAGAUCAUCUGCCUUCUUCUGACCCGGUAUUGAUGCAGGCUGAGGCCUCUGUUGUAAUGUGCUGGGUAUCAUCUGAAGACAGAAGUGCCCUGUGGGCCUUGGUUACAUUCUACGGGGGGGAUUGCCAGCUGAUCCUUAAUAAGAAAUGCACACAUUUGAUUGUUCCAGAGCCCAAGGGGGAGAAAUAUGAAUGCGCUUUAAAGCGAGCAAGUAUUAAAAUUGUGACACCUGAUUGGGUCCUGGAUUGCAUAUCUGAGAAAACCAAAAAGGAUGAAGCAUUUUAUCAUCCUCGUCUGAUAAUUUAUGAAGAGGAAGAAGAGGAAGAAGAGGAGGAGGAAGUAGAAAAUGAAGAACAAGAUUCUCAAAAUGAGGGUAGUACAGAUGAAAAGUCAAGCCCUGCCAGUUCUCAAGAAGGAUCUCCUUCAGGUGACCAACAGUUUUCACCCAAAUCAAACACUGAAAAAUCUAAAGGAGAGUUGAUGUUUGAUGACUCUUCAGAUUCAUCACCUGAAAAACAAGAGAGAAAUUUAAAUUGGACUCCAGCUGAAGUUCCACAGUUAGCUGUGGCAAAACGCAGACUGCCUCAGGGAAAGGAGCCUGGGCUGAUUAACUUAUGUGCCAAUGUCCCACCGGUCCCAGGUAACAUUUUGCCUCCUGAUGUCCGGGGUAAUGUGAUGGCUUCUGGACAAAAUCUCCAAAGUUCUGAAAGACCAGAAAUGAUAGCUACCUGGAGUCCAGCUGUGCGGACAUUGAGAAAUAUUACUAAUAAUGCUGACAUUCAGCAGAUUAACCGGCCAUCAAAUGUAGCACAUAUUUUACAGUCCCUUUCAGCACCCACAAAAAAUUUAGAACAGCAGGUGAAUCACAGCCAGCAGGGACAUGCAAAUGCCAAUGCGGUGCUGUUUAGCCAAGUGAAAGUGACUCCAGAGACACACAUGUUACAGCAGCAGCAUCAGACCCAGCAGCAGCAGCAGCAGCAGCACCCAGUUUUACAUCUUCAGCCCCAGCAAAUAAUGCAGCUCCAGCAACAGCAACAGAUUUCUCAACAACCUUACCCUCAGCAGCAGUCGCAUCAGUUUUCACAGCAGCAGCAGCAAGUCCCUCAGCAUCAGUUUUCACAGCAACAGCUACAGUUUCCACAGCAACAGUUGCAUCCUCAACAGCAGCUUCAUCGCCCUCAGCAGCAACUACAGCCGUUUCAGCAGCAGCAUGCCCUGCAGCAACAGUUACAUCAGCUGCAGCAGCACCAGCUGCAACAGCAGCAGCUGGCACAGCUCCAGCAGCAGCAGCACAACCUGCUCCAGCAGCAGCAGCAGCAGCACAUUCAGCAGCAGCAACUCCAGCAGCAGCAACUCCAGCGCAUACACCACCAGCAGCAGCAACAGCAGCAGAUGCAAAGUCAAACAGCGCAACAUUUGAGUCAGACCUCCCAGGCGCCGCAGCACCAGAUUCCACCUCAGCAGCCCCUGCAGCAGCAGCAGCAACAGCAGCAGCAGCAGCAGCUUUUUGGACAUGAUCCAGCAGUGGAGAUUCCAGAAGAAGGCUUCUUACUGGGAUGCGUGUUUGCAAUUGCGGAUUAUCCAGAGCAGAUGUCUGAUAAACAGCUGCUGGCCACUUGGAAAAGGAUAAUCCAGGCACACGGUGGUGCUGUGGACCCCACGUUCACAAGUCGAUGCACACACCUUCUCUGUGAGAGUCAAGUCAGUAGUGUGUACGCACAGGCGAUAAGAGAAAGAAAGAGAUGUGUCACUGCACACUGGCUAAAUACAGUCUUGAAGAAGAAGAAAAUGGUCCCACCUCAUCGAGCCCUUCAUUUUCCAGUGGCGUUCCCACCAGGAGGAAAGCCAUGUUCACAGCAUAUUAUUUCUGUAACGGGAUUUGUUGAUAAUGACAGAGAUGACUUAAAGUUAAUGGCUUAUUUGGCAGGUGCCAAAUAUACAGGUUAUCUAUGCCGCAGCAACACAGUCCUCAUCUGUAAAGAACCAACUGGUUUAAAGUAUGAAAAAGCCAAAGAGUGGAGGAUACCUUGUGUAAAUGCUCAGUGGCUUGGUGAUAUUCUUCUGGGAAACUUCGAGGCAUUGAGGCAGAUUCAGUAUAGUCGCUAUUCAACAUUCAGUCUACAGGAUCCAUUUACCCCUACUCAGCAUUUAGUUAUGAAUCUUCUAGAUGCUUGGAGAGUUCCAUUAAAAGUAUCAGCAGACUUGUUAAUGGGUGUAAGACUACCUCCCAAACUGAAACAAAAUGAAGUAACUAAUGUCCAGCCUUCUUCUAAAAGAGCCAGAAUUGAAGACAUACCACCUCCCACUAAAAAGCUAACACCAGAAUUGACCCCUUUUGUGCUUUUCACUGGAUUCGAGCCUGUCCAAGUUCAACAAUAUAUUAAGAAGCUCUACAUUCUUGGCGGAGAGGUUGCAGAGUCUGCACAGAAAUGCACACACCUCAUUGCCAGCAAAGUCACACGCACUGUGAAGUUCCUAACGGCAAUUUCUGUAGUAAAGCACAUAGUAACACCAGAUUGGCUGGAAGAAUGCUUCAAGUGUCAGAAAUUUAUUGAUGAGCAGAACUACAUUCUCCGAGAUGCUGAGGCUGAAGUACUUUUCUCUUUCAGUUUGGAAGAGUCCUUAAAACGGGCACACGUUUCUCCACUCUUUAAGGCAAAAUAUUUUUAUAUCACACCUGGAAUCUGCCCAAGUCUCUCAACUAUGAAGGCAAUUGUGGAAUGUGCAGGAGGAAAAGUGUUAUCUAAACAGCCAUCUUUCCGGAAGCUCAUGGAGCAUAAGCAGAAUAAGAGUUUGUCAGAAAUAAUUCUAAUAUCCUGUGAAAAUGACCUUCAUUUAUGUCGAGAAUAUUUUGCCAGAGGAAUAGAUGUUCAUAAUGCAGAGUUUGUUCUAACUGGAGUGCUUACACAAACGCUGGACUAUGAAUCAUAUAAAUUUAACUGACAGAGUCGAGGCUGCUGUGUGACUGGAGUCCUGGGGCCCAAGGCCGGCUGUCUGGCAGUGAUGAAGCACCAGGGCUUCCUUCAGAUGCUUGUGUUUUCCAGUUGCUUUCUUGGGGGAUAAGACUUAAAAGCAGGAAAACAAAUAUAAUAAAUAUACUGCAUCUUAUUAAGAUGUGCAAUUUUAUUCUGAGGAAACAUAAAUUAUGUUGUGUAUUAUAUGACUUUAAGAGCCCACAUUAGGUUUUCUGAUUCAUUUGCCAGGUUUUUAAAUGUUUUCACAAAACUGUUAUGGGACUUCAGCUACAAAUAAAGUGGUGUAAAUAAAGACCUUGCUAUCUCUAAAUUACGGAUGUUAAAAAUUUGAAAUGUUUUGUACUUUGAUUAUUUUUAUUUCUUAUACUGUUUUCUUUUAUAUUGAGAUCUUGCCCACAUUUUAAAUAAAUGUACUUUUGAACUU
Messenger RNA from Carlito syrichta (Philippine tarsier), 3739 nucleotides. It is a transcript of the gene PAXIP1, whose product is annotated as PAX interacting protein 1. The record is from RefSeq and is a predicted model, not a curated record. Gene Ontology annotation, biological process: positive regulation of transcription initiation by RNA polymerase II. Gene Ontology annotation, cellular component: nucleus. Lineage: Eukaryota; Metazoa; Chordata; Mammalia; Primates; Tarsiidae.